Messenger RNA from Antechinus flavipes (yellow-footed antechinus), 3606 nucleotides. RefSeq names its product chromosome 3 C3orf80 homolog (gene C3H3orf80). The record is from RefSeq and is a predicted model, not a curated record. NCBI's taxonomy places the organism in Eukaryota, Metazoa, Chordata, Mammalia, Dasyuromorphia, Dasyuridae. The transcript has a single exon. Bases 422 to 1135 code for a protein of 237 amino acids.
UCCAGCCAGCCCCAGGAGAUGUGAGCCGGGCUCUGGCAGGUAGCGCUGCCCAGAGAGAACCAGCGAGAGAGCGAGGGUGAGGGAGACACGGGAGACUCGGGCGAGAGAGGGAGACGCGGGGAGAGGGAAGGAGACGCUGGAAGCGAGCGCCGGGGAGCCAGCCAGCCGAGCCGGGCUCCUCCCGGCGGGGCGUGUGGGUGGGGGACCGGGGGACAGACCGACCGCCGGGCGCGCACGCGGGACGGACAGACCGACGGAGCCGGCCAGAAUCGGCCAGACAAAGGACACACGGACAGCCGGACAGCCGGACGGCAGGAGGGCAGGACUGACGGCCGGCCAAUUUCCCCCGGGGCGGGUGGGGCUGGAGGCGGCGGAAGGGGUGGGGUGGGGCAGGGGGCGGGAGCGGGGGGGCUGGCGGGCGAUGUGGUCGCCCUGGGCGGCGGCGGGAUUUGGGGGGCCCGGCGCCUCCUCGCUGCUGCCGCUGCUGCUGCCGCUGCUGCUGCCGCCCUCGCAGGGCUGGAGUUGCGGGGGGCUGACCUGCGGGGACAAGGAGCGCUGCUGCGACUUUGGCAAUGUCACGUACACGGAGGUCAAGUGCUGCAAGCUGCCCUUUCACACGUUCCUGGACAACGUGGGCUGGUUCGUGAGGAAGCUCUCGGGGCUCCUCAUCCUGCUGGUGCUCUUCGCCAUCGGCUACUUCCUGCAGAGGAUCAUCUGCCCGAGCCCCCGCAGGUACAACCGGCGCCAGCCGGGCCAGCCACAGCAGCAGCAGCAGCAGCAGCCCCCCCAGCCGCUGGCGGCCGCUCCCGGAGGCCGGCGGCCGCAGUCGGACGACGCCCCGGCGCUGCUGCACGAGACGGCCGCCACGUCUCAGGACUCGCUGCUGGACAGCAGCAGCAGCAGCGGCCGCUGGGGCGCCUCGUCCGAGCACGAGCUGCACGCCGUGUCCUCCCCCCUCUUCCUGCAGCUGCCCAGCUACGAGGAGGUCAAAUACCUGCCCACGUACGAGGAGUCCAUUCUGCUGCAGGAGCAGCCGCCGCCCAGCCCCAAGGACUUCGUCCUGCCGGUGGCCGUGCUCGACCAGCCCCGAGGCGGGGACCCGAGCCGCGCCCCGGGGAGACACCCGCUCAUAUGAGCGCGCGGACUCCGGCCCUUCGAUGCGUCCCUCCCGCCCCCCGAGCCGAGCCCGGCGCGUCCCCAUGCGUGUACGGCCAAGGCCGGAGACUCCCUCCCUCGGCCGGUGCUCUGGAAAGUAAGACGCCGGGGCGUGGGGCGUCCGGAGACCCGAGAGCUUCACCGCGGCCACCCUGACCUCGGACCUAGAAAGGGGGCAAGCUACCGGGGCGAGGGGCUCCCCAGUAGCCCACCACAGUAACUGUCACUAGGGGCGGGGAUGGCAAGACGUCGGGGCGGCCGGAGACCCGGACAUUGCCCCCGCCCCAGCCGCGGCUGCUCCCGGGAGCAAUGUGACUGCGGGGCUAUCAAAAAUUCCCGCCGCCUCUGCUUUCUUUACCAGCCCCAGCUUUCCACCUUAGUUUUCCUGUUCCACCUUACAGAGCCACGCGUGACGUGGAAGGACUGACAAAGCGGGAGCACCCCUUCCCCUUCCCGGGGACCUGAAGCUCCCCCGGAUUUCAUUCGGUCCGGUGGUUAGCUCUUCCACGCUCUUGGUGGGGCCCAGGACCUCGGAGAGCAGCUCUCAGAAUGACCCACUUCCUUUAAGCCUUUACUAUUAAUUGUAUUUAUCGUAAGUGCCUGGUUACUAGAGCAUCACAGUGUCAAUUUAAAAGACCUGCAUCUCCUCAGCCUUGCGGAGCUUCCCCACAGGGACGAAGAAGACAGGGAUGGUCGAAUAUUCUCCCCACCCCACCCCACCCCACCCCCAAGGUUUAAAUCUGGGUUUAGGACUGCGGGUGAUGAGUGACUGGUCUCCUCAGUGAGUAAAUCCUUCUCUGCCAGGAUGCGAGAAUUUUUCUAAAAAUGGUGUCUUUAGUAAAUCAUGUCAAAUUAGCUGAUGUUGCUAGCCAGGAGAGGGAGAGGUGGAAGGAGGGGAGAAAUGAAAGGGGGGGGGGGGAAGUCUGGUGACAGAAAAAAAAAGGUAAAGGAAGAGGGGGGGAAGGAGAUGGAGGAAGGGAAACAGAGACACAGAGAGAGAGAGACAGAGACAGACAGAGAGACACAAAGACAGACAGAGACAGAGACAGAGAGGAGGGAGGGUGGGAGAGAAAAGGGAGGAGAGAAGAAAGAAGAGAAAGUGGAAAGAAAGAAAAGGGCAGCAGAAGAGAGAAAGAGAAGGGAAGGCAGGAGAGGGGAGAAAGGGGGUUGCUAAUGAACAAAUGCCAAGUUUGGGAUAAGAAAAUAUCUCCCAUAAAUGAAACACAAAAAUUAUCUCUAAGAGUGUCAUGGAACAUUAACUAAGUAAAUACAGCAGAUUGUUGCUGUUUAUGCAUUGAAGUCUAUAUAAUUUUUUUGUAAGUUUCUUCAUCCAUCCAGAGGAAGACCAGUUACUGUAUAUUUCCAAGAUUGUAUUCAAAAUAAGACACAGUUGGCCUUUUAAUUUUUCAAUACCUGAAAAAAGUGAAUUACCUUCAUUUGCCCUUUAUAAUUUAUAUUUUUCUAAUUUACUUAAUGCAAGAGAAGGGUAUUUCUGAUAUUAAAUGACUAGCUAAUGCUUAUCUCCUCCCUCAAGCCACACUGACUGCCAGGAACUUGCUUUCCCAGGCUGUCAUGAUUAUUUCAGGAAUACAUUGGGUGUUGGUUCAUUAGGAAGAAAAGAAAAAAAAAAAACACUUUAGGACAAAAAAAAUAUGAACAAGAGAUAAGUAUGGGACACAAAUGUUGAGGACAAUACUUUAUUUUCACUAUUUGAGAGGAAUAUAUUUUAUUUUUAGUACUGUGGUAUAAGAUAUAACUUUUAUAGUAACUGUAUAUAUUAUGUAGUCAGUCCACUGUUAGUCUCCACUAAGCCUCCAUUGCACCCCUCAUCCCAUAGGGUAGCAUAUAAAGAUAAUAGUUGUAUUUAUGUUCUGCAUCCUCCUAUCAUUUCUCAUUUGGAAUACAUUCCACAAAGUCCAUCGUAACACUUCUUGCUGGGACACAGGAUCUCUUAAAACACACACACACUAAUUGCUUUGUGGUGUAACAUUUGUAAGUAACAAAAUAAACCAUCUUAUAAGCAUCAACUUCAUCAUUGUGUGGAAUGUCUUACAAAUAAGUAGUCAUAUAAAGCCAUUAUAGGCUGGAUGCACUGUGUAUGCUGUACAUAUACAUAUCUAUAUAUACAGUAUACACUUUGAAUAAUGUAUGCUUAUAUGUUCAAAUUAUGAUACUGAGCCUCAUGAAUGGACAAAUGCUUUGGGGGGGAGGGGAAAUGGUAAAGCACUAUGCCAAGAAAGAGUAAUUAUCAAGUCUAACAUGUAUAUCUAGAAAUGUUGUUCUUUGUAUUUAAAAAUCCUGUUAGAAGUAUUUGUAAAUGUCACAAAUGUAUUUGCAAAGAAUGGUCUGAUUACUUUGAAACUCCUACAUGUUUAUGCAUUUGUCAUCAUUUGAAAAAACUUUGGAAGUGUGCUAAAUACAGUAAAGCAUUAAAGUCUCUCUCUACACAGA